AAUAACAUCAAUUAGAGAGUAUAAGAUUUUUUCAGAACUAUAUCAAGACCAUCUCCCAAGCACUGACUGCAUUGUGGGCAAAGCUAAAGCUGCUGGGCCUGAAUGCUUGCAAGGGCACACUCAGUCACUCUUCUUCCUCCUGAAGGAGGGAGUAGCAGAAGCGCAGCUCCAGAGCUCAGCUGUAGCUCUCCAUCGCCAGUUUCCAUCAUUCAAGUUGUAGCAAGCGCAGGUCGUGGUUUAUUCCAGCUCAAUCGCACGGGUCUGCCACUGCUCUGGGUGCAAACUGCAAGUGCUGGCAAUCAAAGUUUCUUUAUGUGCAAACCCAGUUUGUGGGAACGGCAAUUAAGAGUCGCUCAGUGCCUCUUCGAGAGGGUAGGUCAGAGAGGAAGUGUCCGCGUUGGGGUUGCUUGUGACGGUGAGUUGCAACGACCGUGACACACAUCUGGAGUUUGUUUCCCAAGAAUUAGUCGAGUGUCUUCUCUUCUUCUUCCUUCUCCUCCGUCUCCUCCUCCUCCUGCUGCUGCUGCCAUGAAUGUUGUAUAAGAUGCAGUUAUCCAUGCCUUUUGAGGUUAGAGGGGAUUGAUUUGACGGUCAUUUGUAGAGGAGCUAGCUGGUCCUCGGUCAAAUCUGAGGCUCCUUGCAAUAGUGGACUAUCGGCUUUCUUUCAGAUCUCCAGUCUUGAAGGCUACAGGUUGGGUAGCAUUGUGCCAGAAUUUGGUUUUCGGCAUUGUUUACUCAGUUGAGGAGCUGCUGCUGCAUUGGUUUCCCCUGAUGCACAAGACGGGUACAGGUAAUUCUGUGAGAUAAUUGGCUCAACCUCUCCGGUGCAGGAGCCGUUCAAAUUGGAGGAAUACUUGAAGCAUACUUUGGCAUUGCGACUUGUAAAGUAUUUGAAAGAAAUUGGCAAGGUAAUCUGGUUGGUCAUCUGGACCCCAUGGCGAGCUAUGGCAAUCACCGAUUCUGGAUAUCCGCAAUCCUCUUUGCAUCGAUGUCGGUCUGUGUACUGUCCCGAGUAGCCUCUUCAGGAAAUGACAAGAGCGCCUCUGCCGCCAGCUCAAGUCCCUCGACCGUUUACCGCCCAUUUAGGCCAUGGCCAAACGCUGUCAAUAUCGCUGAAUCAAAAGUGCUCGUGAAGGAUCCAGUUGUCAACAUGCAGUACCACAUGGGCCCUGUACUCACCUCAGCGAUUCACGUCUACAUCAUUUGGUAUGGCAGGUGGAAAAACUCUCAAAAGAGUAUAAUCCGCGACUUCCUGGCCUCCGUCUCCGCGCCCGCGCCAGUUACCGGACCAUCGGUGCAGCAAUGGUGGUCCACAGUGCAAACCUACACCGAUCAAACGGGUGCCAACAUUAGCGCAUCGAUCAUGGUAGCCGGCGAGCACGAAGACCGCAAUUACUCUCACGGGAAGGUCCUUUCGCGUCUAAGCGUGCAAGAGGUCAUCCGCAGUGCACUCGCAGAAAACAACGGAACACUCCCAGUGAAUACGAAGGGCGGGCUUUACAUGGUCCUCACGGGGGAAGAUGUGAUGAUGCAAGAUUAUUGUCGAGCUGUGUGUGGAUUUCACUACUUCACAUUCCCUGCGAAGGUCGGCUACACGCUCCCUUACGCGUGGAUUGGGAAUUCUGGCAAGUCAUGUCCGGAGGUGUGUGCUUUCCCGUUUGCCAUCCCCGAGUUCAUGGGCGAAUCGUUCGCUCCACUGAAGAGCCCUAACAACGAUAUCGGCGUCGAUGGCAUGGUGAGCGUUAUUGGCCACGAGCUCGCAGAGAUCUCCAGCAACCCGCUGAUCAAUGCAUGGUACGCAGGUGAGGAUCCGUCUGCUCCGUUCGAGAUUGCAGAUCUCUGCGAGGGGAUGUAUGGACAUGGUGCGGGAGGUGGGUACCCUGGCGAUGUACCUGUGUCCAAAUUCGGCGCGAGCUACAAUGUUCAUGGCGUGCGAGGCCGGAAAUUUUUGGUGCAAUGGCUGUGGAAUGCCGACAUGAAUUCCUGUCAAGGUCCUGUUUGAAGACACUGCAAGAAGAAUGCCACGGCAAUUCAUUCCCUACGAGAUUAGUCGCUGAGUUUCACAUAAAAUCUCCAAUGCUGAUCCCGAAUCUUCCCGAUUCUUCCGGAGUAACCACAGGUCAGUGCCGCGCGAUCAAACGUGACCUUGCACUCGGGAGUCUAUCCCGAGUGUUAAAUUGUUUUGAGCCAUGUAGGAGCUUCAGAAUCAAGAGUCUUACGAUUUGCUGCAUUGGAACAAUUCGUUCCCCAGCAAUCUACUCAGUAGUUGUGCUUCCAAUCAAUGCAGAGAAUCUAACGGGACACACACGUUUUUUUUUCUUUCCCCCGUUUUGAGCAUUUUCCUGUUUAACUAUCUGCCAAGGAAAGUCAAGCAAACCCCUGUUUGUGGUGAUGGUUCAAUACAUCUCCUUUCAAAGCUUGAACUUGUUCUAGUUCAAGCUUGCCUUACCGUAGUGAUUUUGUGCCUCCACCCUAUUAGAAGAAUGCCGUGCAAAUCUCUUGAAAAUCGCAGUUUGGGGUGAUCCAGUUUGCCGCCAUUUCCCGGUGCCCACUUCCAUGAUAUGCAUGAAUUAAAGGUAUUUCACCACUAGUGGAUGUUUC
Molecule: messenger RNA, 2601 nt
Organism: Physcomitrium patens
Lineage: Eukaryota; Viridiplantae; Streptophyta; Bryopsida; Funariales; Funariaceae
Product: protein EXORDIUM-like 7
Source: RefSeq, a predicted model, not a curated record